AUGGCAGGCCUCGAUGUAGCCGGCGUGGUUGGCACUUGGGUUGCAGCCGGGAUUGCUCUUAUCGCCCUUGUCGGCAUUGUGAGCCCUAUACCGAGGGUCAGAGCACCACGGAUCAAUAAAGCGAGAAAGUUCGACGGCGAAGAAUGGAAAAGUUUUGAUUCAAAGAGACUGGCCAUCGGUGAUAUUAAGAGCAUUGACACGCCAGCAUCAUGGGUGACUUUCGGCGCUUUUCUUGGCGGGCAUUCAGUAGAAUUUGAGAAGGACGCAGAUAUUAUUGUGAAUGAGGGUGCUGCGUUUAUCCCUGUCAGCAAAGCGUUUUUGAUGACUUUCGCUCUGGUGGGGCGGUUUUCGGACGAGCAAGAUAGGAGGCGCAAGCUGAAGGGAGAUGGAGUUCGCAUGUGGGAUCGCCGAGCGUCCAGUUUGAAACCGAGGGACAUCGAACUGGGGAAUUUGCGCGGGCAGGCACUGCCACGAGUCAGAUCUAGGCCAGACAUACAAAUCCAUGGCCUUACUGGAUCUUUGUAUUUUAUAUCGCCCGGGCACAGCAUUUCUGGAGACCGAGUAAAAGAUUCAUGGUCAGUCAUCUUUGUGGGGGAGUCGAUGCUGAAGCCACUAGAGAUACCCAAGGACUCGAUCAGUCUUGAGACGAUGGGCAUGCUCUCGUUGGGCUUUCUGCCUUUCAAGGAUCGAUGCUUUGUAAACGUGCUUGAUCCGCUGGAUGAAGACGACAAUGACAGUGCCAACUCCAGUGUCAACUCAGAUGAAGAUGUUCAGACAGCGAGAGGAUUCCGGAGGAGACUAUCAAGAAAGACGGCAGAAGACGAUGAUCCUGACAACAUAAUUCUACCUCGUACUCUCGUACGAACCAAGAACUUCAUCAAUAAAGACGACUCGCCCAUCUCAGUUAUUGCAUAUGAGUUGCAAGAGAUCAUUGUAACUGAAGCUGAAUUCCUAGAAUGGUUCUCCUCCCAGGAAGACGCAAAAUACCUGGCGCUCUAUGAGAUGAAACUAGACGUGCAGACGCGACAAGAACUGCGAGAGCUCGCCGAUCAGACGUAUGUGCCAGCUGCUGCACACUGGGUGCGACUCAAAAACGCCCUGGCCAGCUAUAACUCACCGCGGGUGGAAUACUUCAUCCGCCGCGAGGACGCGCAGCGAAUCGCAUACAGCCUACUUGACCUUUCGUGGCAUCCCGAAGGAUAUCUCAUCCCCGGUGCCGCGAAAGAGAAUGAGCGAGCCAGUAUGAUGGAUUUGCUUUGUUCCAUUUCCGAACGGACUCGUCCAUUCGUCAUCCGUCUCAAAGAAGGGGUUUCGGCAUUGGAACUGAGUUCCCGCGAUGAAAAGGCCUUCCUAGAUGCUACGGAGCCAGUCAUCCGAAGAGCAGUCUCGUCGCCCACAAGACGUGCCCUGCUGCAGCCGUUGUUUGCGUUUGAUGAGUUCCUCAGGAAAUUGCAACAUGACCGUGCUGAAGUCCAGCAGAUGGUAGGUAUCUUGAUGUUAACAAACGCAGAAUUUGCAGAAUUGGUAUACCAGUCGGCGCGACACAUGACUAGUUUAUCUCAGGCCCGCGUGGAAAUUGACCUGCGGACUGGUGUUUUGACAGUACCCAGCGCGUUUGGGACUGUACAGACAUUCGAGAUAGAUGUACAUAUUCUAUAUAGAGCGUCUCUCCAACUAGGAAGUCAGGAGAAAAUCUCCGUGAAGCACUCAGAUAUCCUAAAAGCGGCUCUACAUGCGUACCUGAGAAGUUUGAUGCUAACAAGCUGUUAUGAUGCAGAACCUUUGAUUGCAUGUUUUGAGACUAUGAAGUCAGAUAUCUUUUACAUGGCUUAA
Talaromyces marneffei is the source of this 1833-nucleotide messenger RNA. RefSeq lists its product as uncharacterized. Lineage: Eukaryota; Fungi; Ascomycota; Eurotiomycetes; Eurotiales; Trichocomaceae. The record is from RefSeq and is a predicted model, not a curated record. The coding region runs from base 1 to 1833 and encodes 610 amino acids. The transcript is spliced from 2 exons.